Messenger RNA from Carassius auratus (goldfish), 1354 nucleotides. RefSeq names its product fibrinogen-like protein 1. Gene Ontology annotation, molecular function: extracellular matrix structural constituent; protein-macromolecule adaptor activity. Gene Ontology annotation, cellular component: fibrinogen complex. Bases 267 to 1193 code for a protein of 308 amino acids. Gene Ontology annotation, biological process: blood coagulation, common pathway; fibrinolysis; platelet aggregation. The record is from RefSeq and is a predicted model, not a curated record. The transcript is spliced from 7 exons. NCBI's taxonomy places the organism in Eukaryota, Metazoa, Chordata, Actinopteri, Cypriniformes, Cyprinidae.
UUAUUUACAGAACAUUUUCAGUCUUCUUGGUGACGUCUCGGAAGCUGUUUGUAGUUAUCUGCACAUCUGUUUUGAUCCAGAGUGACUCAGCUCAAAGUAGAGCACAUCCAGUCACAGGAAACUUUGUCAGGCACCAGAACAGACCUCAGAAGCAUCUGUACACGUUGUUAAGACUGUAGUUGUUCUUUAGUGCCUAAAUUGCACAUGACAUCACUUGGUUUACAAUCUUUUAUCUUUAAAUACAGCAUUGAAUAAGUACAUCUACAAUGUCAGUUUUGCUUAUCAUUUGGAUGCUUUGUACUACUCUGGAUUUGUCAGACUCCACUCCUGUCGAAUGUGAAGAUGAGAUUCAGCGUCUUCGAGCAGAGUUGAAGAGUUUGGAACUUCGCCAGACAAAGCAACAGCAACUGAUUCAACGAUUAAUGAAUCACAACCAGAUGCAUGAACAUUCCCUAAAAGCGGGCUCAUUUUAUGACACGGGAGACAAUCAGUACAUGGACUGUGCUCAGAUCUUCAGACAUGGCAAUACUCAGAGUGGGUUUUACAUGAUUAAACCACUGCUAAAUCCAACCCAGAUCAGAGUGUACUGCGAUAUGACCGAUGGGGGUGGAUGGACAGUCUUCCAGAGACGCGCGGAUGGCAGUCAGUCAUUUGACCGAGAUUGGAAUGAUUAUAAAACAGGAUUUGGUGACAUGAAGUCCGCUAAUGGAGAGUUCUGGUUAGGGAAUGAUAAUCUGCAUUAUCUGACAUCUCAAGACGAUUACACCUUGAGAAUCAAUCUGGAAGACUUUGAGGGCAGCCACCGUUUUGCCGUGUACAAAACAUUCAAAGUGGAAAAUGAACAGAACCAUUACCGGCUCCAGUUUGGCGUGUACACAGGAAACGCAGGGGACGCUCUCUCUGGCACUUACCAUCCUGAGGUUCAGUGGUGGGCCAGCCAUCAAGGAAUGAAGUUCAGCACACGAGACAGAGAUAAUGACCGUUAUAAUGGCAGUUGUGCUCAGGAGGACAAGGGUGGCUGGUGGUUUAACAGAUGUCACUCUGCCAAUCUGAAUGGUUUCUACCACAGAGGUCCCUACAGUGCAGUCACUGAUGAUGGAGUAGUGUGGUACCCGUGGCAUGGCUGGUGGUACUCCCUCAAAUCUGUGCAGAUGAAGAUCAGACCGGCCAGCUUUGAGCCUAAUGAUGUCUAAUUAAUGGAUCUGUUAUUUGAACCAUGAAGGAAAUGAUGAAUUUGUGAACGAUGCCAACUGACAUUAGUCCAGCUUAGUAGUCCAAUUUCUAAAGUAUUUACAUACGUAGUUAAAAAAGCUGUUCUCCUGUAUGUAGUGCUAAUAAAGUUUUCAACACAUCC